GGGGGGGAAAGGUUAUGUGUUACUUUUGACUCAUUGGAGAAGCCACGCAUUAAUUACUCUAUAGCUUACGACAUUGUUAUAAACAUUCUAAGGAAAAGUUCCUUUCCCUUUUGUAUAAUCGACUCAAAAGUAGAGUGCCAUUUUUAUUUGUCUUUACUAAUGACUUCUCUCUACUUGCCAAGUCACACUGUAUCUUGGGAAAAAAAAAUUGGUUUGCGGGAUAAGAGAUAAAAGCGUUUAGUCAUGAAAAAUGAGAAGAAGUAAAGUAUAUAAAAAUAUCCAUUUAUACUCUCUCUUUCCCCAAAUUAUUAAUCCAUAUGUCAUCUUUACCCUAUCCUAUUACUUUACCUACUUUGGCUGAUGCUCAAGUGACUCGUGUAGGCGUCAAGUCACCUGAGGAUGUCGUCGUCGUCUCAGCUCUUCGUACUGCCCUUACCAAGGGGCGCAAGGGUGGAUUCAAAGAUUGUUUUGCUGAUGAGCUUUUGUUACAUGUGUUGAAGGCAACUAUUGAAAGAACCGGCAUCGAUCCUGCUCUGGUUCAGGAUAUUACUGUAGGCAAUGUAUCUGGCAAAGGUGGUCUCGCUACACCUUCUCGUAUGGCAGCUUUGGCCGCUGGUUUUCCCGAAACAACCUCUGUCAGUACCUUGAAUCGCCAAUGCUCUUCGGGUCUCCAAGCUUGUGUUCAGAUCGCCACUGCCAUUCAAGCUGGCUUGAUUGAUAUUGGUAUUGGUGCUGGUGUCGAGUCAAUGACAAAGGAUUAUUUUGGUCGUCAAAUUCCUACAUCAGAUAAAUUGGCACAAAUUCCUAAUGUUGCUGACUGUAGAUUACCAAUGGGUAUUACAUCUGAAAAUGUCGCCGCUGACUAUGGAAUCACUCGCGAAGAGCAAGAUCUUUUCUCGGUUGAAUCUCACAGAAAGGCUGCUGCUGCACAAAAGGCAGGUUUAUUCAAUGAAGAAAUCAUUCCUUGCAAAGUGACUAUUUUGGACAAAGAUGGAAAAGAGCAGACCAUUGUCGUAGACAAGGACGAAGGAAUUCGUGCCUCGAGUACUCCUGAAGGUCUUGCCAAGUUAAAGCCUGCUUUUAUUCCCAAUGGAAGCACUACAGCCGGUAACGCUUCUCAGAUCUCAGAUGGUGCGGCUGCUGUGCUGCUGAUGAAGCGUAAGACAGCUCAAAAAUUAAAUUUACCAAUUCUAGGUAAAUAUGUUACUUCUGCUGCUGUGGGCGUGCCACCUCGCGUUAUGGGUGUCGGUCCAGCUUAUGCUAUUCCCGUAGCAGUUGAGCGUGCAGGAUUAAAGAUUUCUGAUGUUGAUGUUUAUGAAAUUAAUGAAGCAUUUGCCUCACAGGCAUUAUAUACCGUCAAAAUACUCAAUAUUCCCAUGGAAAAGGUCAAUCCUAAAGGUGGCGCAAUUGCUAUUGGGCAUCCUUUGGGCUGUACAGGUGCUCGUCAAGUGGCUACACUCUUGCCAGAAUUGAAACGUCAAAAUAAGAAGAUUGGUGUUACGAGUAUGUGUAUUGGUUCUGGUAUGGGUAUGGCAGCCGUCUGGGAAAGAGAAUAAGCAAAGUAUAAAAAAGAUAUACUCAUUGUAAAACAUAAAUAUUCUACACACGUAAAAAAAAAUAAACAAUACUUAUACUUAUACUUACUUAU
Molecule: messenger RNA, 1648 nt
Organism: Rhizopus microsporus ATCC 52813
Lineage: Eukaryota; Fungi; Mucoromycota; Mucoromycetes; Mucorales; Rhizopodaceae
Product: acetyl-CoA acetyl transferase
Exons: 4
Coding region: 318-1556 (412 amino acids)
Biological process (GO): phenylacetate catabolic process; fatty acid beta-oxidation
Cellular component (GO): peroxisome
Molecular function (GO): acetyl-CoA C-acyltransferase activity
Source: RefSeq, a predicted model, not a curated record